Microcebus murinus (gray mouse lemur) is the source of this 216-nucleotide messenger RNA. Its product is annotated as phosphatidylinositol N-acetylglucosaminyltransferase subunit Y-like. Gene Ontology annotation, cellular component: glycosylphosphatidylinositol-N-acetylglucosaminyltransferase (GPI-GnT) complex. Gene Ontology annotation, biological process: GPI anchor biosynthetic process. NCBI's taxonomy places the organism in Eukaryota, Metazoa, Chordata, Mammalia, Primates, Cheirogaleidae. The record is from RefSeq and is a predicted model, not a curated record.
AUGUUUCUGUCUCCUCCUACGUUGACUGUUCUUAUUCCAUUGGUUUCUUUCGCAGGACUGUUCUACUCAGCCACUGUGAAAGAAAAUUUCUCACAGGGCUGCUCUAACACAAUGAGCCUUCGCUUUUACACUCUGCUCUUGCCUGUUACCAUAUCAGUGUAUGUGUUCUUCCACCUUUGGACUUGGAUGGGUAUUAAACUUCUCAGGCAUAAUUAA